Molecule: messenger RNA, 2102 nt
Organism: Zeugodacus cucurbitae (melon fly)
Lineage: Eukaryota; Metazoa; Arthropoda; Insecta; Diptera; Tephritidae
Product: esterase B1-like
Exons: 5
Coding region: 151-1866 (571 amino acids)
Source: RefSeq, a predicted model, not a curated record
UACCGCUCGACUGUUGACUAACAGUGAACACAUUCCUUUCAAUUCGAAAAUAUUACGAAAUAUUUAUAAAAUAAAGAUAGCUUUUCUCCAGUAUUGAUUUGUGUAUUUUUAAAUAAUUGAGUUAUAAUUAUAAUCACAAGUGACGUGAAAAUGGUCGAUAUCAACUUGCCGUUUAUCAGUUUGUUGCAAAUGGGUGUAAAAAUGGUGGCCCAUCGCAUACAACAAUAUCAGGCAACAACCAAUGAAACGACUGUCGUACACACCAAAUAUGGUCAAGUUAAGGGUGUUAAACGGAAAACCAUCUACAACCACAAUUUUUAUGCUUUUGAAGGCGUACCAUAUGCUAAACCACCUAUCGGUGAAUUACGCUUUCGAGCCCCACAAUCACCAGAUCCCUGGACAGGAGUGCGCGAUUGCACCAGCUCAGGAAAUGUGCCAUUGCAAAAACAUUUCGUGCUCGGUAUCAUACAAGGCUCGGAGGAUUGCUUGUAUUUGAAUAUAUACGUUAAACAGUUAAAAUCUGAUAAGCCUUUACCGGUAAUGGUUUGGAUCUAUGGCGGUGGCUUUCGUUUUGGUGAAGCUUCGAGAGAUAUUUAUGCGCCCGAUUAUUUCAUGGAGAGAGACAUCGUGUUGGUGAGUGUCAACUAUAGACUAGGUGCUUUAGGCUUCCUAUCACUAUCCGAUCCCGAUCUACACGUACCGGGUAAUACAGGUUUAAAGGAUCAAUUACUCGCAUUACGCUGGAUUCAGGAGAACAUCACCAGCUUCAAUGGUGACCUCAACAAUGUUACAAUGUUUGGCGAAAGUGCCGGUGCCGCUUCUACGCAUUUACUAAUGCUUGCUCCGAAAGCGCAAGAUCUUUUCCAUAAAGCUAUAUUACAAUCAGGCACAGCGCUUUGCUCAUGGGUCGAACAAGAACCCAAAAAUCGCGCUUAUUUGCUGGCCGCCGAACUGGGUUACAGAGGUGAAAAUAUCGACAAAGAUGUAUUGUCAUACCUAUCAAAUGUGAGCGCUUCAAAAUUAAUACGAGUUGAGAAUGAGCUGAGACAACCACAUGAAAGGGAUGAACGCGUAUUUUUCCCUUUCACGCCAGUGGUAGAACCAUAUGAAAGCGAACUCGGUUUGCUAACAAAACCGUUUAAGGAUCUACUCAUAACAACAUGGAGCAAUGAGAUCCCAUUACUGAUAGGUUUCACAGCCGAUGAAGGUAUAUUGCAUCACUAUGAAACUGUGAAAAAUCCACAUUUAGUUAAUGAACUCGGUGACUGUGUGGCAGUUCUACCGAAAAUUGUAAAACAAGAGUGUGAUAUGCAGAAAUGCAAAGAGUUGGGUUUACGUCUUAGAGAAGCACACUUUGGUCCUGUGGAACCACAAUAUAGUAAACAUCUGUAUCAAUACUUAGAGCUUUUGGGUUACAGACAUUUUUUAGUUGACAUACAACGCACUCUCUUAGCUCGAUCUGCAUACGCGUCACAUAUGCCCACUUAUCUUUAUCGUUUCGCCUUCGAUUCACCACACUUUAAUCACUCUCGCACUUUGAACUCUGGAUACUGCAUUCGUGGUGUAUGUCAUGCCGACGACCUCUCUUAUAUAUUCUACAAUGCGAACGCCUACAAAUUGCCCUCCAAUUGUGGUGAAUUCAAAACAAUUCAACGCAUGAUUGGUAUGUGGACAGCAUUUGCUGCAACGGGUAACCCAAAUUGUACUGAAAUUGAACCGAUCCAAUGGCAACCAGUUGAAACAAAUGAUGUGGAAAACGCACAACCGAAAUGCCUUAAUAUUGGCGAGAAACUCGAAUUCAUCACUUUUCCACACAAGCAUCUGAAGACAUGGAUACGUCUGUUUACGAAUGAUAAUUUAUUCUAAUUGUGUAUUUUUCAUAUUAUGGAGGAUAUUAAGCUUUUGGAUUGAUAUAAUGUUAUUAGGGUUAAUAGUGUUAGUCUUAACUAAAGGUUUAAAACGUUCUACAUGGAUUAGUGUAUUCUAGAAGAAGAAUUUUGAGCUUUCGUAGCAUUAGAAUAUAACGGGUUUUAUCAAACAAUAAGGAAAAAUUUAACAAACAUUUUUCACCAUUAAUAAAUUUCUAAAUAUUUAAAAAUUAU